Aedes aegypti (yellow fever mosquito) is the source of this 1688-nucleotide messenger RNA. RefSeq names its product fatty acyl-CoA reductase wat. The transcript is spliced from 3 exons. The coding region runs from base 93 to 1595 and encodes 500 amino acids. Gene Ontology annotation, molecular function: alcohol-forming very long-chain fatty acyl-CoA reductase (NADP+) activity. Gene Ontology annotation, cellular component: peroxisome. The record is from RefSeq and is a predicted model, not a curated record. Gene Ontology annotation, biological process: long-chain fatty-acyl-CoA metabolic process. Lineage: Eukaryota; Metazoa; Arthropoda; Insecta; Diptera; Culicidae.
GGAACUGUGGUCUAGGGAGGGUUCAGAUUAAUCCGAUCAGUUGUUGUACGGUCGUACGCCGGAUUAGGUCGCACAGACGAAAAGCCUUCAAGAUGAGUGACGGUAACAUUUCGAAGAUUGGAAAGUUCUACCAAGGAUCCACAGUUUUGAUUACUGGGGCUUCUGGAUUUCUUGGUCAGGUUCUGCUGGAGAAGAUUCUGCGGUCGUUGAAUGUCGCGAAGGUAUACGUUAUGAUCAGGGCUAAGCGGAAUUCAAGUGCCGAUGAACGACUGCAGAGAAUGCUGGAUGGGGUAUUGUUCGAUCGAGUUUGGCAAGAUCCUUCUAAAUACAAGGAGUUGAGAAGCAAAGUGAUACCGGUUGAGAUUGAUUUGGAUUGUGAGAGUAAUAUGAUUGCGGAAGAAAUGAAAAUGCGACUGCAGAAAGAAGUCGAUGUAGUGUUUAAUCUGUUGGCAUCGAUUAACUUCAACGAGCCCCUGGAUUGUGCGCUGAGGACGAAUGUGGAAUAUACUGAUCGUUUACUGGGGCUUGUGAGCCAAAUGAAGCGGCUGAAGGUGGUAGUACAUGUGUCUACUUUCUUUUCGAACUGUGACAAGAGUAUGAUUGAAGAACGAAUCUACGACGAUAUCGGCUUUGGAGGGUACGCCAACAUCAUGAACAUUGUGUCCAAUUUGGAUGACGCAGAAAUACAGGCUAUGGAGCCACAUUUGAUCGGCGAUUUUCCGAAUACCUAUACCUUCAGCAAGAAGUGUGCGGAGGUGAUGGUGCGGGACAAGUAUGGAGCUUUGCCGAUCGGAAUUUUUCGACCGCCGAUUGUGAGUUCAACGUACCAGGAACCCGUCGCCGGGUGGAUCAACAACUUCAACGGCCCAUCCGGACUGGUGGUUAUGCUAUCGGAAGGUCUCUACAGUGCCGCUUUCGUGGAUACCCGCAAGCGUCCCUUCCUGGUACCCGUGGAUUACUGUGUCAACGCUCUGCUCAUCUGUGCAGUUGACAUCGUGAAACAGCGUUCUCUAGCUUCGAACAUUCCCGUCUACAAUUAUACUAACCCUGGUGAUAUUUUUACCUGGGAACAGAUCGUCGCUCGGUUCUACGAAGGGUUGGACCCGGUGAAACGGAUGUUGGCCUACCUUCUAACGGCAACCGUCACUCGCAGCCCGGUGCGAUACGCCAUGUGUAAAACGAUCAUGCGUGUGGAGGGCUUCUUCCUGGAUGUAAUGCGACAGCUUCGUGGUCAAGCUCCCGCCAUGUCCCAGGUUUUCGAACGGAUGAUCAAUCAGAGCGAGGUGCUCAAAUUUUUCACCUUCCACGAAUGGACCAUGCGGAACGAGAAUGUCCAGCGGCUUUGGGGGGAGGAAGUCAGUCAGGAGGAUGCUGAACUGUUUCCGUUCGAUUUGACCAAGAUGGAUUGGGACGAUUACUAUAGGAACUUUAUACCGGGCGUGGUCAGGUACGCGAUCGCUCCCAGGAAGGAGAAGGACGAGAAAACGAAGGCGGUGGCGGGAAAUGGAGAAGUGAGAAAGUAUUCGCUGUAUAGUAUUUGGAGUUUUCUGUUCCAUAGUUUGCUGAGCUUGUUGAAAAAUUUUACUGGGCGUUAGGGUUAAACAAAGGGAAUAAGGUGGAUUGUGGAGAUAUUUGAAUAUCAAUAAAAUCGAUCUUUAAUAAAGUUGGCACUGGCUAUAUCAAAGUUA